AUGCUGCCUACGCCCCUGCAGAGCGCUACUGUGAGAGCCCAGCUCCUCCAGUUUUACCGUACCGUAUAUGGCCUAGUGCAGCUCCAGCUACAACGCGUGGAGGCAAGAAUGACACCGGCGCUCCCCUACAUCAAGACAACCUGAUAGUAAGGACGGAUCUGUUUCAUUUCUAGAUUUAAAGAAUUACCAAAAUUAUGGCACUUGCCAUUGCACCUUUACGGACACGAUUGAUCGUGGCUGUUUUUGCAUUCAUUGCACUGUGGGGAAGUGCGCUUUCCAUCACUCGGUACUCUAUUCCGGAGGAGAUGGAAGAGGGCUCUUUUGUUGCCAAUCUGGCCACAGAUUUGGGUCUGGAUGUUCGCAGUUUGGUGCAGCGCAGAGCAAAGCUCGAUGUCAUUCACAGCAAAAAUUACCUUGACAUUAACAAAGAGACAGGGGAGCUGAUAAUCCGAGAGAAGAUAGACCGGGAAAGCAUAUGCAUGACUAAAACAACCUCGUGCUUUUUGAAAAUGGAUGUCAUACUCGAAAACCCCAUCCGCAUUUUUAACAUCGAGUUAGAAAUCAUGGACAUCAACGACAACGCGCCCGUGUUUCGCAGAAGGACAAUGCACUUGGACGUUUCGGAGGCAACCCCUCCCGGUGAGAGAUUUUCAUUGACAAACGCUGUAGAUGCGGAUGUGGGGGCGAAUUCAAUCAAGACCUACUAUCUCAGCGAAAGCAAAUACUUCAACAUCGACAUACAAACUGGCAGCGACGGUUCCAAAUAUGUCGAUUUAGUGCUAAACGGUAAUUUGGACAGAGAAGAGCAUGCAGUUCAUAAUUUGAUUUUAACCGCUGUGGAUGGAGGGUUGCCUCCCCGCUCCGGAACAGCCAGCAUCAUUAUUAAUGUGUUGGAUAUCAAUGACAACGCCCCCCUGUUCAGUCAGCCGGUAUUUGCGGUCAACGUUUCAGAGAACUCGGCUGUGGGGACAGUUGUCAUGACCUUAAACGCAACAGACUUGGAUGAAGGCACGAACGCUCAGUUAGUGUAUUCAUACACACUGUACACCUCAGAGAAGACUCAAGAGCUCUUCUCACUUGAUCCAAACUCAGGUGAGAUCAGGGUGAAGGGCGUGAUCGAUUAUGAAGAGAGUUCGAGUUUUGAGAUGUACGUACAGGCUCAAGACAGGGGGGUGAACCCACUGUCAGGUCACUGUAAAGUCAUGGUGUUCGUCACAGAUCUGAAUGAUAAUUACCCAGAGGUGACCAUCAAGUCUGUGAAAAGUGCAGUGACUGAGGAUGUCUCUCUAGGCACACUGAUCGCAGUGGUCAGUGUCAGCGACAGGGACUCUGGGGUCAACGGGGAAGUGGAGCUCACUUUGAGUCAGCAGCCGACUUUACCAUUCCUCCUAAACAAAUCGUCAGAGGGUUACUUUGAGCUGCUGAUCUCAAAGCCACUGGACAGAGAGAUAAUAAGCAGAUAUGACAUCAUGCUGAGGGUGACAGACAAAGGCUCGCCACCCUUAUCUGAAAACGAAACCAUCACUUUAGAGAUUCUUGAUGUCAAUGACAAUGCUCCCAUGUUCUCUCAGCCCUUCUACACAAUCCAUGUUGUGGAGAAUAAUCUACCAGGGGCAUUACUGACAUCUCUUAGUGCAUUUGACCCAGAUCUCAACGAGAACCAGUACUUGGUUUAUUUCAUAAUGGAAAAGGAGAUUGUUAACACAUCUAUGUCAAUGCUGUUCUCCAUCAACCCUGAGAAUGGUGAUCUCUAUGCCCUAAAGACCUUUGAUUACGAGAGAGAGAGGGAUUUCCUUUUCCACAUCGAGGCUAGAGACUCUGGUGUUCCCCCGCUGAGCAGCAAUGUGACAGUUCACAUCAUCAUUUUGGACCAAAAUGACAACACUCCUCUCAUAGUGUCACCUUGGCGGGCGCAGGGCUCUGUUGUUGAGCAGGUGAUUCCGAGGUCCACAGAUAAGGGACACCUGGUAGCCAAAGUGAUUGCAAUUGAUGCUGAUUCUGAGCAGAACUCCAGGGUCACAUAUCAGCUCCUGCAGAUCAGUGAUACAACCCUAUUCAGCCUGGACCAGUACAAUGGUGAAAUCCGGACAACAAGGAUGUUCAGUUACAGAGACCCAAGACAACAGCGACUGGUGGUUGUUGCCAAAGACAACGGUGAACCUGCCCUCUCCGCUACUGUCACCAUCAAGAUAUCAACAGUGGAACAUGUCAUGUCCUUUUCAGAGACCACAGAGCUGCCGCUAGAGUACGAUGUCUUCACAGACCUAAACCUGUACUUAGUCAUUGGUUUAGGCGCUGUGUCAUUUCUGCUAUUGAUAACCAUCUUGGUUAUUAUUGUGCUGAAGUGUCAAAAACCAAAGCCAAAGGCCAUCAAGAUCCCCCCAGCCAACAGAAACAGCGUAAUCAGCAGGAACAGUGUGAUCAGCCAGAGAAGUUCUACCAUCGCAGAUUCCACCCUGAUCUCCAGCGAUGCCUACUGGUACAGUUUGUUCCUCGCAGAGACCAGGAAAGGCAAAGUGGUCGUGAGACAGCCAAUAAUUCCCAAAGGAGCUGGGUAUUUUGUGUCCAGUAUACCCAGAAGCAUAGGGCCAAGUGAGACCACAGACUCCAGAGCAUCCACACUGGAGUUCUCAAAAUGAAAGGAAGUCCAUUCUACAACUGGAGCAGGAACCCAGAAGAGAACUGCCAUGAUAUAAUCAUCUCUUCAUGGGAGUCUCUGGCCGAAACCCUUCCCCCGUGACUCACAAAGAAGAUGUAAAAGAACUGUCCUCCCUCAGUCCCUCAGCUCCAACUGUUCUUUCUCUCUAGCUCGUCCAAUCCCCCAUACAACCAUCAACUAAUCACCUCAGCUUUCUACCUUCUUUUCUCUGUAAAGCAUGAAUCUGCAUGAUUCUACAACAUGUUCAUAGAACUGACACCAUUUAGGGCAGGAUAAUUUGACAUUUUUAGGUUUGUCUCAUGUAGUAAAUCAUUUCCUCUCUAACGCUCUCAAACUCCUCCAUGGACGAGUUUGCCUUCUCUCCAGGGUAUACGCCGUGUGCUGUAGUUCUAGAAACCAUCAUUAGCUCACCAUAGAGUAUAUGUAAGUUGCCAUCAUGCCAUAUUUUUUAAGCAAGGGUUCAAAACACGCCUAUUUACAAAUACAGGUAUGAAUCAGGGUGAAUAUGAUUCUUCCAUAAAUCUGAUGAAUACUGAACUGUAGUUAUGUCAGUGAUUCAGGCUUUCUACUUGGUGUUUUUUCCGUUUUGAACAAUCAUUUCUGCUGUAUAGUGAGUCUUGGUGUUCAACAAGACUCACUCCCAGCUAGAAACAGGUCUGAUUUUAGAUUUCUCCAUUUUUUUACAGUGUUGAACUUAACAAUGAUGAAUGUGUGAAAACAACAACAACAACAACAACAAAAAAAAAUCAUAAAAGAAUGAAAGAAAACCAACAUGGAAAAAACAAACCUAGGAGACACACUGUUUAUCUUUGUAUUUGAUUGUAAAUACCAUAGUUCUUUAGAAAUGACAAUGAGGUCAGAGAAGCAAAAAGACUUUUGACACUAACAUCAGGUGUGCAGUUCAUACCUUUUAGACAUCUGUGCUGUUAAGAAAAGAAAAGAAACAGUUGACUGGGCAUUUAGUUAUUUGGCUGCAAUGGGGAGGGAAGAAUUACACAGCAAUAUCAAAAUAUCUUAAUCGUGAUAACGUUUACGCUCAAAAUUGAGCAAAUCCUGUUUCAGCCUGUCCCCUCUCAGCGAGGAUGCAUGGGGGUGGUGAGUCAGCAAGGACAUAUGGGGGAGGUGGUCAGAGGUACUGUGACACCACAGGGUGGGGCCAGAAUGGGGGUCAAAAGUCAAUUCAGUUAUCUUUAUAAUUACGCAUUGCCACACUUCAAAGCUAUUAUUUUCCAAGUUUGUGCUAAUCGGUUAAACAAUACGACUACAGUGGAAACUAAAAACAAAAUAUUUUGUCAGGUUCAAGAGUAAGAAUAUUAAAAUGUAUUUAUCUUUGUCAUGGCACAAGGGAAUAUAAGGUGCAGGCAAGGUGUUGUUUUAUGAACAUUCAUGUUUUUAUAGUAUUUUAUGUAUGAGGUUUUAAUGCUGCUUCUGUGAGCUUCUUCAAAGGCAUUUUGUGUUGCAUAUUUGUAGUUUAGUGCAUAUAAUGUUGUUUUGAUAGUGUGCAUAAGUUAAAAUUGAAACUAGAGUACUUUUCUUGACCUCAGAGGUAGCGCUGUUGCACUACUGUGAAGCCCAGGACUUCAAUUUCUCAGACAAAAAAGGAGCUUAUGAGGACCAGUAAUUAGGGUGCUAAGUGAUCAAGUCUAUUUGGGUGAGGUGAGACUGGAUUUUGAGAAGGAGAACAUAGCAUUAAUUAUGGCUGCAGUGUUCUAGUGCUGACACUGCAAGACAGAAAACACUGCAGAACACACAGAGAAUAUGAAGCAGAUGACAGCACUUUGAAAUGUGCGCUGAAUCUAAAUGUAAUCCAGUGGAUAUAUAUUGAGCUGCAUGCAGUGAAUCUUUGAAAUCUCACCUCUCUCUUCCUCUCUCACUGUUGCCUGAUGUUGGUGUUACACUAGGCUGCCCAGACAUAAACACUGCUGUCUGUCCGUCUGUCUGCCUGUCUGUCUGUCAGACUGACUGAAGACAUCACUUAAUAAUGAGGGAUCUCUUGCUGUGGAGAACAUGUUAUGUGUGCAAUCAAUGCCUGAACCGGUUGAUUCCAACAGUGCUCAAAAGAAUGAGUACAUUGCAUAUAUAUGAUGAGUUCCUUGCGUGCCUUCUGCAUUGUGAAAGAUGUAUAUGACUGUUGAUGAAUGAAAUAAUGGCAUGUCAGACAAUAUUACAAAUUACAGUCACCCCAAUGGUAAAAUACCUUGAAUUGCUAAAGCUGUUGUUGGAAUAGGGGCUCAGCCUUUCGGUCUCAGAGCAGAUGUUCUAUGAAGAACCAGUAGAUGCAUUUACUGUAAAUUGAAAUGCUUUAUACUUUGUGUUUUUUAUACAGUAGACUUUUUGAUAUCUUCUGUAUUCACUGUGAUCCCAUUGCACAGGAGGUGCUUGUGCUUGACAUAGUAAAAGUGUGUUUUUUUCUCAUUUGUGUACACAGCUCAGUUUUUCCUCUGCUCAGUUGUCAGAUUGUACAGUAUGCUAUGAGAGUUGCAUCAAACGUCACGCAUUUCCAUCCCACUUAGUGGAUCCAAAAGAGUAUGGGAGAGAAUGGUCUCGCUUUAUUUUCAAGUCUAGUUAAUUGUUGGAUUUUGGUGUUGCUUAUUUGGCUUAAAUGUUCUGCCUGAUACUAGUUUGAAUAAAGCUUUUUAAUCUGUC
Scatophagus argus is the source of this 5305-nucleotide messenger RNA. Its product is annotated as protocadherin alpha-C2-like. The transcript is spliced from 3 exons. Gene Ontology annotation, molecular function: calcium ion binding. Gene Ontology annotation, cellular component: plasma membrane. The record is from RefSeq and is a predicted model, not a curated record. Gene Ontology annotation, biological process: homophilic cell-cell adhesion. NCBI's taxonomy places the organism in Eukaryota, Metazoa, Chordata, Actinopteri, Scatophagidae. Bases 195 to 2639 code for a protein of 814 amino acids.